Messenger RNA from Gossypium arboreum, 968 nucleotides. RefSeq lists its product as uncharacterized. Bases 177 to 797 code for a protein of 206 amino acids. The transcript has 2 exons. Lineage: Eukaryota; Viridiplantae; Streptophyta; Magnoliopsida; Malvales; Malvaceae. The record is from RefSeq and is a predicted model, not a curated record.
AGAGAGUCCCAGAAAUGAUGAUAGAUGACUAAUGACAGAAAGUCAGGUGUAAAAUAAAAGAAACCCCUUUCCUUUCAACCCUUCGGCCUCCUAAUUUCCCCCACUUCUCCUUUAUAAAAUCGAAAUCUUUCCCACCAUUCACACACAAAUUAAAACCCUGUUUUUUUCAAAGCUCAAUGGAAGAUUGCAUGAGACUCAGCAUGAGAAAGCUAGCCCUUUGGUACACCAAAACGUUCAAACCUCUCAUGACCCACGAUGAGCUCGACCAUAUCAUGGCUACCAUGGGCUUCGUCGCCCUCCCUCCUGUCCAACCAACUUGUUCUACCGUCGCCUGGAAAGAAUACGUUUACAUGGCCUCACCUGGACGCUCCAAGUCUUCCUCCUCUUGUUUGAGUGGUAGUUGUGAACCGUCUACGGUGGAGCCGCCUAGACCAAAGUUGCCGUACCCAAGGAUCGAUGGGCUUCACAUUUACACCUACCGCGCCUUCCUCGACGCCGUUAACUUUUAUCUCGAGAUGUGCGAUAUUUCUGAACUCUUCCACAUUCGGGGUAUGCCGCUUCACCGGAGCAAUGACCGGAGCCGGAAAUGGCGAUGCAUGGAGGAAGACGAUGGUGUGUUUGUAUACAGGGAAGGAACAUUGGAACAAACAACGUACAAAAUGUACCAUUUCAACAAGCUAAACUCCAACAGCUGCAAUGGGUAUAAUGGUGCCAUUGUCAUUCGUGACAAAGGGAACAAUAACAAGAACAAUACCCCUGUUAGCUGUUUUGUUCCAUUGAAGGAUAUUAUAGUAUGAGGGCUAGAAAACAUGGAAUAAUAUGUCCGUAAGGAUCAAAUUUUUGUUAUAUAUUUGAUGUAAUCCCAAGCUUGGGUUUUUUUUCUUCUUUCGAGAUCUUGUUUUUUGAAACAAUGAUAUAAAGAUUAAGAAAUAUGAAAAAGAAAAGAAUAAGGGAUAGAUUGUGAGGAA